Messenger RNA from Pocillopora verrucosa, 769 nucleotides. NCBI's taxonomy places the organism in Eukaryota, Metazoa, Cnidaria, Anthozoa, Scleractinia, Pocilloporidae. The record is from RefSeq and is a predicted model, not a curated record.
AUGAAGUUCGAUGAGACAUUUGUGCACUUCUCGAUAAAGAGCCCUUGCGACAAUGAACCAUGUUUAAACAGGGGGAAAUGUAUCCUAGACUACCAAAAAAAUACCUACCGAUGUCGUUGCCCUUGGGAAUACAACGUUUUGAAAAACUGUGAAAAAGGUCGAAUUCUUCCGUCCGCCGAUGGAGACUGGAUAGCCUUCUGGUGGUAUGACGUUGGUACCACGUGGCCGUCAGAUGAAAAAGAUGUCCUUGCUUACGACUUUGGUUACUGCGAGCCACGUGAUCCGUACUGCUUUGGUCGGCUCCCUGCGGAUGCUGAAGCAGAUCACACUGAAAUGCUUGCAGUUGACUCAGAAGGUACCACGUACAAGUGGAGUUUCAGUUCUAACAAUUUAGCUGCCAGUGCAGCUUGGCGUGCGUUUCAUGAUCACCAGGAGGUAGAUCCUGGGGAGAGCGUACACAGCAUACCUGCGUGGAAUCCCGAAGUGCUGAACAGUAGCGAGCCAAGAAAAGACCAACGUGCAUUCAUGUACCGUGAGGAGAAUGGAGUCAAGUCGGUGCUGUUGGCUGACAAUAACUGUGAUUGUCUGUCAACCCUAAGUCUCGGACACGGUAUGUGUCAUAAUGGUUCUAGAUUUGCUAGCGUCAACAGUUUUGGCGUGGAUACUCUAUAUGAACCAUCCUGUCAAAGCCCAAGAUCAGGUAUUGGUCUUACGCUGUAUGUCCGCAGAAAAACUCCUAAUUAAUACUCAUCAUGACUAAAUGAUAACC